This is a messenger RNA of Hibiscus syriacus, 1749 nucleotides long. Its product is annotated as protein EIN4-like. Gene Ontology annotation, molecular function: ethylene receptor activity; ethylene binding. Lineage: Eukaryota; Viridiplantae; Streptophyta; Magnoliopsida; Malvales; Malvaceae. The record is from RefSeq and is a predicted model, not a curated record. Gene Ontology annotation, cellular component: endoplasmic reticulum. The transcript has 3 exons. Bases 827 to 1420 code for a protein of 197 amino acids. Gene Ontology annotation, biological process: phosphorelay signal transduction system.
CCCAUUUCACUUUUUUCGGUUCUUCCCGUCCCCACUCCCCAAUUUACUCUUCUUCACCCCCACGACCCAUUUCACUCUUCUUCAAGCUUCACUCAUAUUUUUUGGUUGUAUGAUAUUUCUUUUUUCUAAACAAUUAUUCUUAAGCUAAGCAGCAAAAAAAAACUUUUAGAUUAUUUGAUUUUUUAGUUUUACCUUCUUAAAUGGAAGCGGGAAGCUUGAUGCCUUGAUCUAUUCUUUCACCAGAGAUGAAGCUCGACGGACAGAAGACUUCCACCCAAGAGCUUUGUUUUUCCAGCUCUUCCCCUUACCGAUUGAUUUUUGGUAAGAUAUAUGGGUAUUUGAUGUUCUACUGUCCACUAAAUAACCUCUGUUUUGUAAGCUACUAAGCUUGUAAGUUGUAAGUCAUUUUUUUUCUUUCUUUUCACUUUUCAGUAUACUUUUGGCUUGAAUUGAAUAGAGAUUGUUUAUUUCUUUUGGCUUUUGCAGACCGUAACUUGCAGGGAAUAUAUUCCCUUCAUUUUCAUUUUUGUUUUUUAUACGGUUUAUUGCAAUUUUGUUUUUGUCUUGGAAUCUCGGUUGAAUAACGGUGGUUGCGUCUCGUUAUCGAGGCAAUCGUCUGUUCCUGUUAAAUUGCGGGCGCAAUCGACCGAGAUUGACGUGAAUCCGUGACCUACGCGAGAUAUUUUGAAUAUUCCUACUGUUCUAUCGGAAAAGUCUAAAAUUGCAUUCAUGUUCUUAACUCCAAGUUCACUUCCUUUGGAGAAGCUUUGGGAUAUGUUCUUCCGUAUUCAACAGUGCAGCGAUUUAUUGUUUGAGAAAUACUUGAAUGAGUGGCAAGGGACAUACAGGAGAAAUGUUUUAUAUAGCCAUAUCGUCUGCAAUUAUAGCAGAGAACGUCUGGAUAUCCACAAACUCUCUGGACUUUGCACAGAGCAUGACACUUCUUCUCAGGUUUCAAAUCCAAUCGUAUAUCCAAAGAACCAUGUACUCUCAUGGAACCUCCGGUGAGCAAUCAAAUUACUACUCGAGGUCCAGGGGUCUACGAGUUUUACUAGUCGAUGAUGAUGAGAUAAACAGAAUGGUGACCAAGAAGAUGCUAGAAAAGUUGGGUUGUGAAGUGACAGCCGUUUCUACUGGAUUCGAAUGCCUUAGUGCAUUCAGCCAUGCUGAAAAUUCUUUCAGAGUUGUUGUUUUGGAUCUUCACAUGCCUGAAAUCUAUGGGUUUGAAGUGGCGACGAGGAUCCGUAAGUUUCGCAGCUGUAAUUGGCCAUUGAUUAUAGCCUUGACAGCUAGUACCGAGGAUAAUGUGCAGAAGAGAUGCGUGCAAAUAGGAAUGAAUGCAGUUCUUCAGAAACCUGUUUUAUUGCAAGCAAUGGCAGCCGAGCUUCAAAGAAUUUUGCAUCGGGCCAAACCUUUGUAGGCAGAACCUCUGUUCGAUGCUUGGCUCGCAGGUAUGGGGAUCAUUUACCCGUCAGCUCACAAAGAUCUUUAACUUAGCAUUUGCUUCUGUUAUUCCAUGGUAUACCAACAUGUAGGCAAUGAAUUUUGCUAACAGAUUUGCUCAUCGAACAUCGUAGCCAGAACUCCAUGGAACAACUCGAGGUAAAAUUACAUGUACACUUAUUGAAUACCAAAAUGAAAGAUAGUGUGAUAUUUAUGACACUGAAAAAUGUAUGGGAAGUAAUGCAUACGAUCAAUUCCUUUUGUUUCUAUGGUGAAAUCAAUUGAUUAUUGAAAACUUAAUUUCAA